AUGACAGUAUGGCAGCAGCACACUUGGACAAGUCUUCGCAGGAGAACUGGCAUCCAGUGGCUCUGUGCCUCCCUCGCCCGUGUGGGAAAGAAACGCCAACACCAGUUCCUGAGCCGGUGGAAGCGGCACACGUCGAUCUGGACUCUGGUGAAACAGCUGCGCGAGGAAUAUAUUAAGCUGAUACCGGAUGUGCAGAAGGAAAUAGAGGCCUCUGGACUUCCUGCAAGGGUCACGUUCCUGGAAGAGUUCGUGCAGACGCUGAGGACAGAGUUGGACACCUUGACGGAGACGGUGAAAGAGCAUUCGACGGCUCUGGCAAUCAAUGCCGAGUGGGUGGAAAAGACGAGGGUCAUCAUCCUUGACCUCACUCAGAGGCUAGACGAGGUGGAUGCCAAAGUUGCUGACGUGCUGGUCUCUUGUGGUAAGCGGAUGGAUGAGGCGAUUCUGGAGAGACAGGGAGAUCACCCCAAGCCAACGAGCAGCACGCUUCAGUCUCACGCCGUUUUUGCUGUUCAGGUGGAGGCCCGCCUGGCGGUCUGUGAGAAGAGUGUCGACGACCUAUCCGAGGUGGGUCGGGAUUUGCCAGGUCAAGGGAGGAGGACGAGACGGGGCUGUGUCCGGCGUCAGGCACAGAAAGCUCUUGCGCUUGCCAAGGAUGUUCAGUCCAUCAUGCGCGAUGUCCUGCUCAUCUGGAACUCCAUCAAGCAACUUGAUGCCGCCAAGGCCGACAAGAAGGACAUGGACUCCUUUGCGCUGGAAACAAGCAAGAGGGACAGGCAGUCCUUACGCCGCAUCGAGGAUUUGCAGUCUUCCGUCACAGUCCAACUCCGAGAGGAGACUUUGCGAAUACAAGAGAAGUAUGCGCAGCUGGACGUGAAGGUCGAUGAGUCAUCCAAGCAGUUUCUUCAUUGGGAACAGAUGUGGGAGCGACUUGCGGCCUACGUCGAGGAGUUGGUCAAGCAGGUUGGUGACAUGCAAUGGGGCAGGACUAACUGCGGGGGCUGCCGACCUCCUAGCGGGCGUUCCAGGCUCCGUCCCGCGAGUGCAACCUUUCCUCGUGAUGGCUCGGAAUCCGAGAAUGGGCUCGUCUAUGUGAACAGCGAGACCCGCAUCAGAGCCACAGAUGUUGCAGCCUCGGAAUCCUUCGCAUGCCCGAGCUUGCCCAGUUCCACGCCUCAGGUGCAUCCUGCGCCAGAGGAUGUUCAUGGACCCCACCAGGCGAGCCUCAAAGCACUGGCUCUGAAGGGCACAGCUCUUUGUCAGAAGGAGCCAAUCAUGGCGAUGGAGGUGAAUCGGAUCUUCUGUGCUGAGCAGAUCAAUGUUCCUCCUGAGCUGCCGGACAUUCUCAAGGACUUCACGAAGGCUGUCAUCCGAGAAGAUCCCUCUGCCGGUGCCAGUGCCAAGAUGAAGCUGUAUCAGUGGUCCCGAGAUUACUUCAAAAAGAAACUCGGCGAGGUGGGUGCCUUCAAUGUGCGUCAAGAGGGGCCAGAAGGUUCCAAACAAGCUGCCAACUGCCAGUAUAGGCUUAGCUUCUGGGCUCAUGUGGGCCGGACACGGGCGAAAGAUGUAGAUGACUCUACCGCGGCGAAGCUGCCUUGCUGCCAAAACGUGGCCUUCAGCUUAGAAGGUGUGUGGAGUUGGGAGAUGGCACAAAAGCCGUUUCAUGCAUUUCAAGAUCUUGUACACGAGAUUGAGCAGGAGUAUGAAGAGGAGCUGGCAAGGCUCCGACUUGAGAACACAUGGAUGCGGCAACGACUAGGCUUCGCAAAGGAUGAGCACCUGAACCAAGAGAAGGUCUUGGGGAGGAUGGCGCUUAGUGCAGCGCCAUCACCGCCAUCACCGACUUCUUCUAGACUGGCGGAUCCAGACAGCGGCUGUGGAGAACCAUUUGAGCGGCGUGUGUCUGUAGACUCGCUUGGGAACCGCAUGCCUGCCCCAAUUGUCGUCAACGGGGGUGUCGUCGAGGCGAAGGAGUUCACGUUUGAGACAAAUCCUAUGUGGCACACGACCGACGUGAAGCUGUCUGCUUGGGAAACCAGCAUAUCUGCAGAGCUCACCCAAGACUUGCAAAAGGUCGGUCUUCCCAUGGCUUCGGGGGAGCUUGGCUCAAACGUGAAGAACACGACUCACAGGCUAAUGAAGCGAUGUCAGCUCCCAAUGAGUCCUAAUGCUCCGAUUCGGCUUAGCUGGGAUGUGGCUAGCAUGAUCCUCAUCAGUUACGAUGUUUGGUGGAUCCCGUUGCAAUGCUUUGAUCCAGCCGAAGAUACUUUCACUACGCUGAUGGGCUGGGUAUCGUUGAUUUUUUGGACCCUGGACAUGGUGGCAACACUGCUAGUCGGUUAUUUCGAUGAUGGUGAACUUGUCCUCUCGCCCAAGAGGAUAGCUUGUCGGUAUUUGCGCACAUGGUUCCUGCCGGACCUGAUCGUUGUUCUGCCUGACUGGUUCACUCGAUUGGUGGACCCUGAAGGUGGUGACGGCCUUGCGACCGUCGCCAGGAUGAUCAAGGGCUUUAGGGCCAUUCGGAUAUUGCGACUUCUGCGCUUGCUGAAGUUGCAGCGCUUGAUGAAUAUGGUUUAUGACCUCAUUGACAGUGAGUACAUGUUUAUUGUCUUUACGAUGAUAAGACUGAUAGUAGCCAUCACCGUGCUUAAUCAUGUGAUUGCGUGCAUUUGGUACCUCGUUGGGUACUUGACAAUGGAAGCAGGAAUGCCCAACUGGUUGGAGGACACAGGACUGAGAAAUGUCUACACCUCCGAAUUUGCUUGGAAGUAUCUGACUUCCUUGCACUGGAGCUUGACGCAAUUUACACCAGCUUCAAUGGAUGUGAGCGCCCGUAACGAGUACGAAAGGAUAAUGUCGAUCCUGGUGCUCUUCUUCUCUUUGGUGGCCUUCUCGUCCAUUGUAGGAAGUGUGACCAACUCCAUGACUGCUCUUCGAAAUAUGAGCGGUGACAGCAAAAAGCAAUUCUGGCUACUUCGCCGAUUCCUGAACCACAAAAAAAUAGGAAAAACGACAUCAGCACGCAUCAUUCGCUUUCUGGAGCACCAGACUGCCAAUCAGCAGGGUGACGUCAAUCCCGGUUCCAUCACAAUCCUCACGCUCCUGUCAGAGCCACUGAAGAAUCUGCUGGCCUACGAGCUGAGUAAAAAGCAUGUCGAGAACCAUCCCUUCUUCUGCCACCUGGAGCAUGAGAUGAGCCCGAUCCUCGUCAAGCUUUGUGAUACAGUUCUGCGAACGAUUGACCUGGCCAGUGAAGAUGUCGUGUUUCAUCCCGGUGAAGAGGGGGAGAAAAUGUAUUUCGUGAAGAGCGGUCAUCUCGAGUACAUGCUCCCCAAUGGCGAGGUUCUGAGACCUCGUUUGCUGCAGAAGGCGUGGUUGGCAGAAGCUGUCUUGUGGACCACAUGGUGGCACCGAGGGGAGUUCAAGGCAAGCACACCCUCAGAGCUAGCGAUCAUAAAGCCCGGCCCGUUCAACGAGGUGAUGAAAAUGCAUCCUCGUCCCUGGAGCCUGUGUAGACGCUAUGCCGAAGUUUUUGUCAAGUUCUUGAACCAGACGGACCACAAGAUACUCACAGACGUCAUAUCCCAGGCCGACUAUUUUGAAAGACAGCUCAAAAGCUGUGACCGAGACUUCCAGGAUCUCGAGGUUGAAGCAUCCGCACUGCCCACCUCUGACGGUGAUGGGGGGACUCUCGGAGAUCUUCCGGUUCCCGACGAGCGAGGAGCUCUGCAGAACAGACAGGUUUCCGAGAUAUUUCCCCGAGCACUUUCCAGAGGUCAAGGUGCCUUGGCAAUGCUAGGCAAUGUCGAAUUUCAGCGCCCUGCCCUAACUGUCUCAGGUUGA
Symbiodinium sp. CCMP2592 is the source of this 3843-nucleotide messenger RNA. Lineage: Eukaryota; Dinophyceae; Suessiales; Symbiodiniaceae. The record is from the annotation of a GenBank genome assembly.